CGGGCACGCACGACGCGCUCCUAGUUUCGCCCGGGACAGUAGAUCCGUCGUUUAUCGGGGACCCAUCGUUCUCAGCCUUCUCCGCGAAUCAUGCUCAGGCUAUUGAUCCCAUGCCUGAUAUGGCUGUCCAGCGUCCGCUCGGAGAUGUCGGCGCAGAUGCUGGAUGGCAUGGUGGAGGAGAACGGGGCCAUGACGGAGGCAAUGAUGGUGAAGCCGAAACGGGAGUCCUACCAUAACCCGUGCCCGCCCGUGUACUCUCAUCCGAUCUCGUACUCGCCGCCGCCGCAGAUUUACGUGAAACCGGUGGUCCAUCAGGCACCGAUGCCGGUCUACCAUCAGCCGAUACAGGUGGUCCAGAAGCCGAUGAUCACGUACGUGAAGCCAGCACCGCCCCCUGUAAUAGUGAAGCCGGUGGUCCAGCCGGUGGUCCAGCCGAAGGUUGUGCUGCCCGUCUACCAGAAACCGAUGAUCUCGUACGCGCCGGUCUACCAGAAGCCCGUCUACUACGCGCCCAUGGUGCAGAAGGUGAUGUACGAGCAGCCGAAGGUCCUGCUGAAGAAGUACGAGGUGCCGAUCACCCAGGUGAUCCAGAAGCCCCAGAUCAGCUACCCGGUCCAGUAUCAUCAGCCGAAGCUGGUCCACGUGCCGCCGCCGCAGCUGAACUACGUGAAAAUCUCGCAGCCGGUCGUCCACCCUCAGCCGGUAUUUCAGUCGCCGGUGAAACCGUGGUGCCCGUAGGAUCGGUCCGUGGAUCGGACAGCACGGUGCCAGCACAGCGGCGAUCCAGUGGAUCGAUCGUCGAUGUUCGAACGAUCUGGAAAAGCGGCAACGAUCCGAGGUUCUCGCGCGCGGGGCUUGUUUCGUCGAACGGGAUCGGCCACGACGCGGCUAUCAUCACCCGGCCACGAUGCAUCGUAGUCAUGCGUAUUUUAGCGAGUCCACUCGUUUCGCAGGUUGUACAAUAAAACAAGAAACAAAAAGGA
Molecule: messenger RNA, 983 nt
Organism: Megalopta genalis
Lineage: Eukaryota; Metazoa; Arthropoda; Insecta; Hymenoptera; Halictidae
Source: RefSeq, a predicted model, not a curated record